AUGAAGACACCAGCAGUCGAGGCAGUACCCUUCGAACCGGUCUCAGUUUCAGUAGCAAGAAAAUACUUGUCUGCAAUCCGCGCAUGGCAUCUGGCACAAGGAUGGCCACCUCCGCUAUCACCAGAACACUUCACGCGGAUUAACUGGUCACUCCGCGGAAUGGAAAACUUGCAAGGAACUCGCCGCAGACCAGUCAGGCCCCCAAUUACACUCCAGAUGCUAACGGCUAUCAAGGCCACCCUUCGAACAGACCAACCAUUCGACGUGUGCCUUUGGGCAAUGUCCAGCUGCGCAUUCUUUGGAAUGAUGCGAUUCGGAGAGGUCGCUGUCAAUGCUCAUGCGAGUUUCGACAAGUCGAAACACAUUACGAGGAAAGAUGUUUUCCUCGGGGUAGACUUAGCAGGAAAACCAUACGCCAGGCUCGAUCUUCCACGAGCCAAGACAGCAAAAUCUGGGGAAACUCAGUCUGUCUUCAUCGUCGAACGAGGCGAUCUCUGCCCAAUCCAAGCACUUCGAAAUCUAGCGGAAGUCGUCCCAGCUCUUCCAGAUGACCCACUAUUUUCGUGGAGAGAUAAUAAAGGGCUCGUCCGCCCAAUGGUCAAGACCCGGGCCAUCGAAAGCAUCAACAGCAUAUUGACAGCCUGGAAUUGGGGGACAACCUUCAGCCACUCAUUUAGGAUUGGCGGAGCCUCGUUCUACCUCGCCAACAAGGUAGAUCCGGAAAUAGUGCGCAUAGCAGGUUGGUGGAAAUCCCUAGCAUAUGAGACUUACAUCAGGGCGUUCGAACAAGUAGCGACGCAGCACCUGGGCGGCCUAGCAAGCAAUCACACAUCCCACGCAUGA
Molecule: messenger RNA, 843 nt
Organism: Suillus clintonianus
Lineage: Eukaryota; Fungi; Basidiomycota; Agaricomycetes; Boletales; Suillaceae
Exons: 1
Coding region: 1-843 (280 amino acids)
Biological process (GO): DNA integration; DNA recombination
Molecular function (GO): DNA binding
Source: RefSeq, a predicted model, not a curated record